GUAAAUAACCAUCAACUUUCUGAAUGCUUUUCAAACCAAUUAAUUAAUUUUAUUUUUAAAAACCAGCUAACAAUUUAGCAUAAGAAUCAAAAUCACGCGGAUUAAUGACACAAAAAAAGGGUUAAAAUUUCUUUGUAAGUUUCUUCCUGUUUUCUUUUUUCCCAAUUUUUCAUACUCCGUAUUUGUUCAAUUCAAAAAUUAAAAUCAUUAUUACUAUUAGACCCACUUUUGAAAAUUUGUUUAUUUCCCAGAACCCAAAAAUUAAAAAAACUCAGAAAAUGAAAGUACUUAAACUAGUCAAAAUGCUAACCCCUCAUUCAUGGUGAACGCGUUUCUUCUUGUUCUUCCUCUCAUCCUUAAUCUCUUUCCUCCCAACUUCAAAUUUCAAGAAUUCUGGUGAACAUUUGAAAAGAUCUAUUCUUUAUUAGUUCAUCGAAUUAAAGAUUGAAUUUUGCUACUUUUUUUUUUGGAAGUAUAUGAUUAAACUGAAACUGCAUUCUUUGGCUGAAUUAAACCUAGAAUUUCUGAAGAUUUCUGCUGUUUUUUAAGUGAUUGAAGAUGAAAAGUAAUUUGUGGGUGUUUUAUGGGGUGAAUUUGGUAUUCUUAUUUCAUCUCCAGCUUCUUCUUCUUCCCUGUUCAUCCCUUAAUUCUGAAGGGUUGGCUUUGUUGAAGUUUAAAGAAAAGGUGGUGAGAGAUCCCUUUAAUGCCCUUUCUAAUUGGAGUGAUAAAGAUGGUGAUUUGGAUCAUUGUUCCUGGUUUGGAGUUUCUUGUUCUGAAGGCAAUGUUGUAAUUCUGAAUCUGAAGGAUCUUUGUCUUGGAGGAACACUAGCAUCUGAACUUGGAAAUCUAUAUCAUAUCAAAUCCAUUAUAUUGCGCAACAAUUCCUUUGAUGGGAUCAUUGCUAGUGAGAUAGCUGACCUGAAAGAACUGGAAAUGCUAGAUUUGGGUUACAACAAUUUUAGUGGACCGAUCCCUUCUAACCUUGGGAACAACUUUUCGCUGUCGAUUCUUCUGCUGGACAACAACAAUAAUCUUGGUAGUUUAUCUCCAGAGCUUAAUCAGCUUCAGAUGCAAUCUGAACAUCAGGUGGAUGAGGAAUACCUACGUACUGUUUCUGCCAGGGCAAGCUGUAACAGUAAAUCUUUUUCUUGGUAUACUACCCGGCCGGAUAAUUUUGUUGGGAGAAGCUUGCUGCAAGUGCCAGGCUUUCCAUUUCGGAGACUUAGAGACAGAAGGCCUGCUUCACCGACCCCAUCAACUCAUGCGCCAUCUCCCUCUAAAUCUCAUUCGGACUCGCCAUCUCCAUCCCGAUCUCCUAUCUCACCAUCAUCACCAUCUCCAUCGCCAUCACGUGCCAUCUCCUCACCGGUGCCUGCUCCUGCUCCUGUGAUUGCAGAUCCCCCUUCUCCAACACCAUCAAAUCCCCCUGUUGUUUCAGUAUCACCAGCGGCACAGGCUGCUCAAGUCCCAGAUAACACUAAAAGAUCCGGCUCAAAGCAGCAUAAGGUUAUUAUUUUGGCCUCCGUUGCUGGUGGCUUGACACUUCUGAUUAUAUCAGCAGCUGCCAUUAUUGUCUGCAGAAGCAGUAAGAUAGGUACUGUGAAACCAUGGGCCACAGGGCUAAGUGGACAGCUUCAAAGAGCAUUUGUUUCAGGUGUGCCAAAGCUUAAAAGAGCUGAACUUGAAACAGCCUGUGAAGAUUUCAGCAACAUAAUUGGCACUUUGAAUGAUGGGACUGUAUAUAAAGGUACUCUUUCUAGUGGCAUUGAAAUUGCUGUUGUAGCAACUUCAGUGAAGUCUUCUGAGGAAUGGUCAAGAAAAUUGGAAGCCCAGUUUCGGAAGAAGAUAGAAACAUUGUCCAAAGUGAACCACAAGAAUUUUGUGAACCUUAUUGGAUUUUGUGAAGAAGAGAAGCCUUUUACUAGGAUGAUGGUUUUUGAAUAUGCACCAAAUGGAACUCUCUUUGAACAUCUACACAUCAAAGAAGCUGAACGCUUGGACUGGAAGAUGCGCCUACGUGUAAUAAUGGGUAUGGCUUAUUGCCUUGAACAUAUGCACCAGCUGAACCCACCCAUACCUCACAGGGACCUGCAGUCUUCGUCCAUGUACCUAUCAGAAGAUUAUGCGACCAAAGUAUCAGAUUUUAGCUUCUGGACUGUGGGAACGGUAUCUAAAAUGAGAUCACCUUCCAUGCAUCUUUUGGAGGCAGCACUGACAGACAUAGAGGGCAAUGUCUACAACUUUGGGAUGGUUUUGUUAGAAAUCAUAACCGGUAGGAUGCCUUACAUGGAGGAUAAUCGCACUGUAGCAGAUUGGGUUUUCUACUGCUUGGAAAAAGAUUACUUACCACAAGAUAUCAUAGAUCCAACGUUAAGUUCGUUUAAAGCCGAGGAGGUCCAGAGAUUGUUUUGGAUCAUAAAAGAUUGUGUACAACCUGAUCCGCAAGAGAGACCAACUAUGAAAACCAUUGCUGCACGUUUAAGAGAGAUUACAGGGAUGGGGCCUGAUGGGGCAACUCCGAGGUUAUCUCCUCUGUGGUGGGCAGAGCUUGAAGUUAUGUCUAUGGAUGGAAGUUAGUAGGGUUUACUCCUGUAAGUAAAAGCCUAGAGCUAUGUUUUUUUUUUUUUUUUUUUUAAUUUUUUUUUGCAUAGUUAUGGCUUUUAUCUCAAAGCCAUGUUCAUAGCCUAGAAUAUGAUUGGAGUAUAAAACCAAUACUGGAGCAGAGCUUUCUGAGACAGGUUGUUAGAAGGACGUUACGCGUGUGAUUUUCUGUACAUAAAUGAGAAAAAUGAGCUCAUUAGUUGGCUGCUUGGCCAGAUCUGUGUCUCACUUUUUUUUAGACAAUGUUUCCUUUUUUUUUUUUUCCAAAAUAAGCACAUUCUUU
Molecule: messenger RNA, 2884 nt
Organism: Chenopodium quinoa (quinoa)
Lineage: Eukaryota; Viridiplantae; Streptophyta; Magnoliopsida; Caryophyllales; Amaranthaceae
Product: probable inactive receptor-like protein kinase At3g56050
Exons: 9
Coding region: 559-2577 (672 amino acids)
Biological process (GO): protein phosphorylation
Molecular function (GO): protein kinase activity; ATP binding
Source: RefSeq, a predicted model, not a curated record